GCUCCGUGCCGCGGGGUGCCGGGGCCCCGCCCCCGCCGGGAGCCCCGCCCGCCCGAGCUGCGCACAGCGCGGCCGCCAUGAGCGAGGAGCGGCUGCGGCGGGUCCGCGACCGGGUGCGGCCCUUCCCCGACUUCCCGGUGCCCGGCGUGCUGUUCCGCGAUAUCAGCCCCUUGCUGAAGGACCCCGCCGCCUUCAGGGCUUUGAUUGAUCUUCUGGAAGAUCAUUUGAGGGUAUCUUUCCCCCAAAUCGACUUCAUUGCAGGCCUGGACUCCCGUGGCUUCCUCAUAGGCCCCCCUCUGGCUCAGAGACUGGGGAUUGGCUUUGUGCCAAUACGGAAAAAGGGGAAACUUCCCGGUCCAACCGAGUCCGUCUCCUACGCCUUGGAAUAUGGCAAGGCUGAACUUGAAAUCCAGAGCGAUGCCGUGGAACCGGGACAAAAAGUAGUUAUUGUGGAUGACUUGCUUGCAACUGGAGGUACCAUGUGUGCAGCCUGUGAGCUGAUGAAGAGGCUGAAGGCUGAAGUCCUGGAGUGCCUGGUGAUCAUAGAGUUAAAACUCCUGAAAGGAUCGGAAAAGCUCAAGUCCAUCCCUUUCUACUCUCUGCUGCAGUAUGACUGAGGAGGAGCAGGGAGAAGGGAACACGCACCCUGAGCUGCGAACGAGUUUGGGUUUGGGGCUUUAUUCAGUGACUCUUGAUGUCACAAGGGGGUGGGCAAGGGGGAACCGUACAAUUUUGAUCCUGGCUAAGUGCUAUACAGUCUUAAGUCCUGUUUUAUUUUCCAAGCCACAGAUUAAGAUGUGUUGAGUGUAAAGAUGGUUUUUGGAGUUCAUCCUUUUGGGAAGAAGGAACAGCCUGAUUGUUUUGGGGGAUGAAGACCAAGACGCAGCUUCACUGAAUAUGUAUUGUUUUAGGAGACCAAAGUGAAAACACUGCUGCUGAGGCAGGAGAGGUGGGACAGCUUAGGGGACCCAGCAUUGCCUUUUGGUUGAGCCGUGCCUGGUCAGCCUCCUGGGAACCCAUUGCAAGUUUGCCAAAGAAACAAAAGAUGGGCAAAAAGCGAUUAUUUGUCCAAGGGAUCAGUUCCUCUGUUUGACCUCAGGGGAUGGUCUGGUUGCUCUCUGCUGUUGCUCAUGCCAGAAGAGCAACUUCUGCUUGCUGAGUAUAAACUCCUAAAAUCAGGAGGCAGCCUCUGCCAACGCAGCGGAGGUCAUGGGUAUAGAUGAGCUCAAACACCGCGUCAGCUUGCAGCCUGGCUGGUGUUCUCCUUCCCUUCAGACCACAGGAGGCUGAAGGUGUCUGCCUUCCCUGGGUGCAGGAUAGUUAUUAGCAGUGGUUUUUCGCAAAACCAGGAGCAAGCUACGUCAUGAGAAGUAGCACACAGCUGGGUGACAGCCAGUGAGGAAAGGGACAUGCACAUGCUCAGGGAUGUUUGCCUGCCUUCUGUCCAGCAGCACUGGCACCUACCAAAGCCUGCAGCUCCAGUUGGGACUGGCAGCUUUUGUUUAGCACAAAUACCUGUCCACCACGAGGUAUCUGCCUGCCAGUGCUGCCAACUCCUCUCUGCUGCGUUAGUCUUGGGGCAUUGAAGGGACAAUGCCAGUUUGGAGCCCAUUCUUGCUGGUAUGUUUGGUGUCAGAUAAGGCAACAGGAAAGAAAGAAAAGGUGUUAUGCCUGCAGCUGAGCUCUGGCAGUCUCAGCUUGCGUGAUGGAUGACGGGUUAGGACAUGUUCUUCUGUAGCAUGGUUCGGUUUGGUCACAGGCAUAGCUAAAACCCAGUAUGCCAAGUCUUUCACAUACCUGAAAAGAUUAGGGACUGUGUCCCUGUCCUAGCAGGAGCUGAACUCACUGGUAAAAUAAAUGUUGACUCACUCUUACUUUUUUUCUAAA
Messenger RNA from Falco peregrinus (peregrine falcon), 1887 nucleotides. RefSeq names its product adenine phosphoribosyltransferase (gene APRT). Gene Ontology annotation, biological process: AMP salvage; adenine salvage. The record is from RefSeq and is a predicted model, not a curated record. Gene Ontology annotation, cellular component: cytoplasm. Bases 78 to 617 code for a protein of 179 amino acids. The transcript has 5 exons. Gene Ontology annotation, molecular function: adenine binding; adenine phosphoribosyltransferase activity; AMP binding. Lineage: Eukaryota; Metazoa; Chordata; Aves; Falconiformes; Falconidae.